CCAAUCUGUAGCCUAAACAAAACUGUUAUUCUGAUUAUAUAUGUAAUUCUGUAAAUAACAAGCGAGAUACAUCGCGCGACAGUCACUGUGGAAUCGCUGAGACAUCACCCAAAUUUUCUUGUCGCUUGGAAUCACUGCCAUUUGUCACGCUGCAUAGAUCAUGGUGAUGCUAGAAUUGCGGCAAAAAUCACAAGUCGCGUAGUGUAGUACGGCUUCUUUGUGAAAAGUUGAAAAUGAAGGUGACAACUCCAGAAAUAUCUUGGCAUGAACGAGAUCCAAUAUAUAGUGUUGAUAUACAGCCUGGAAAUAGAAGCGUUCGCCGCCUUGUUUCUGGUGGCGUUGAUAAAUUUGUGAGGAUAUGGCAUAUCAAAGAAGACGCAGAUGGAAAAGCAACUGUUGAGUUUCUCGCUAAUCUUAAACGACAUACAAAAGCUGUGAAUGUGUGCAGAUUUUCGCCAAAUGGGGACACACUUGCCACUGCUGGUGAUGAUAGUGUUAUAAUUUUCUGGCAUUUGAGUGACAAUAUGUCAUCAGCUGGGAACAUCUUUCAAGAGGAUGAGGAGGAUAAUCUUGAAAACUGGUGCAUGCAGAAAGUACUCAGGGGUCAUCUAGAGGACAUUUAUGACAUCUGCUGGUCUUCUGAUGGCAAAUACAUGGUAUCUGGAUCUGUGGAUAACAGUGCCAUACUCUGGGACCUCACAAAAGAUCAAAAGAUGUGCUUAUUGAAUGAGCACAAGAGCUUUGUUCAAGGUGUAGCCUGGGAUCCAAGGAAUGAGUUCGUGGCCACACUGAGUACAGACAGAUCUUGCAGAAUCUACAAUAUUUCCAAUAAAACUUGUGUCAGCACUGUGAAGAAAAUGGCAUUGCCCACUUCAGCAAAUGCCUUACAGACCACAGAAACUGAUGACAAGGACUCAAGGCCAAGGUCAUUUAGAAUGUUCCAUGAUGACACUAUGCGUUCAUUCUUUCGUCGCCUCACCUUCAGUCCUGAUGGGGAGCUGCUGAUUAUCCCAGCUGGCCUUGUGGAGACUGAGCCUGUCACCAAUGCUACCUUCAUCUUCACCAGAAACUGUCUCACUAAACCUGCAGUUUAUCUUCCAAGCCCAGAAAAAGUCACUAUAGCUGCACGUUGUUGUCCUACAAAGUUUCAGCUGAGAACAUUAACAUCUUUUUGUCACAUCGAUGAAGAGCAAAAAGAAAAUCUCAACGAGUUGGGCAUGUUGGAGUCUUUGUUCUUUUUACCAUACCGACUUGUGUUUGCUGUUGCAACAGAGGACUCCAUACUUAUGUAUGACACGCAGCAGCCCCAGCCCUUUGGAUGCAUCACGAAUGUCCACUACCACCAGCUUUCAGACCUUACUUGGUCUACAGAUGGCCAGAUGCUGGUAGCCUCCUCCACUGACGGCUAUUGCACCCUGGUCUCAUUCUCACCAGGAGAACUGGGCACUCCAUAUACAGAGGAUCUUACAUUAGGCUCAACAAUCUCUGAUAAACAGCACACUGCUGUAGAUAUGGAGAGUAGCAGUGACCUCCACCUUAUUCUUGAUACGUCAACUGAUGGAAGUGGGAGUGAUAUUGAUAACAACAAGUCCUCCGAGUCUGUCCAGUCAUCAAUCCCAGUGCCUAUUGCAGUCAAGUCAAAAGAUGGAAAGCCAAGAAAUAUUCAAAUCACAACGCUAAGUUCUGUUCCUUCCCAAUCAGGGUGUGAUAGACAGCCCGAUAUAAUGGUGAGGUCAGCAGAUGGUAAGCCUAAGAAUGUCCAGUUUACCACUUUGGCUACAUUUUCAAGUCCAACAUCCAGUAAGGAAAGUGUCAAGCUUGUGUCAACUCCAGAUUCGGUUGUUUUGAAAGAAAAGAGGAGAAAUCUGUCUGAUGGUAACAGUGUGUCCACUGAUGAGUGCUUUGUGCAAUCUGGCAAGUUGUUAAGUACCCCCAAGUCCUCUGGCAGCUCUACCAACAAACACAAUGAAACAACACCAAAGUCAGCGGCAAAGCGGGUUCAGCUGACAACUAUUCAGCUGUUUGAAAAUAGCAGCUCCUUAAAGCAUUCCCCAAAGAAGACAUGAUCCAGUGUGCUUAAUACUAUCAAUACAUCUAUGUGCGAGUGAAUGAUAUAUGUGUGAUGACUUGUAAAUGACUACUGCUGCAUUAUCAGUCUUUUAAAUUUAUUUAAAAUCAUAUUUAUGUACUCUCUCAAUAAUGCAUAUAAGUUUAAAGUAUGUUGAUCUUACAAUGUGUUGAGUCAGAGUGUUAUAUCUUUGAAGUAUAAAGACUAGUUGUCUUGUAAUGUUUCAAAAGCAUGUUUUCUUUUAGAUUAUCAAAUUUAAGAGGUGAUAGUAAAUGUUGUGUUUUUGGAAAAAUCUCAAAUUUUUGUCUGUUGGGUGUCAUGAAUAUUUGCCCAGUUAACACUGUUGUGGCCACAUUUAUUGUCAGAUCUUCAUGAAACUUUGUCAGAAGAUUUGUCCAAAUGAUAUCUUUGACGAGUUAAAAAAUGGUUUCAGUUAAUUGAUUAACAUGGCCGUCAGGGGGCAGGGCAUUUUUCAUGGUAUGACUAUAGUAAAAACUUGAUAAUGCUCUAAAAGUCACAUUCAUUGUCCAAUCUUCAUGAAACUUGGUCAGACGAUUUUUUGUAAUAUCUUUGAUAAGUUCAAAAAUGGUCUAGCCUGUUGAAAAACAUAGCCGCAAGGGGGCCAUUUAUAGUUAACUCUUCAUGAAACUUGGUUAGAACAUUUGGUCUAAUGAUAUCUUAGGCCGCACAGAACAGGUCCGUUCCUUUGUAUGUCAGGUGAGCGACUUUGGGCCUUUCAGGCCCUCUUGUUUGUAUCAUGUGUGUGUUCUUGUAAUUGGAGGUUUAAUUAUUUGUAUGCCUCCUUAUGAAGAAGGCAUUAUAUAGCAAUGGCACCCCUUAUCUGUGCGAAAUGUUCUUUCAAAGCCAUAACUUUGAUGGAGUUGAAACUAACUGCACAAAUUCCCACCAUCAUUAGACAUGUGCAGUGCAGAACUAAUCUCCUUACUUCAAUAGUGCAGUUCUCUCUUAGUGGUUAAAGGUCAAAUGUGGUUAUAAAACAGCUUGAACAUUCCUGCUGCAGCCAUAGCUUUGUCACAAGUCAGGGUUUUUUAUCUGAUUUUGGGGAAAGGGCCUGGCCUUUUUUGAGGGGAAAAAAAUUGCACGAAAUGCCGGAUUUUGGGGGGAAAAAUCACGCGAAACGCCGGAUUUUGGGGAAAAUAAGGAAAGUCUUAAAUAAUCAAUUUAACAUAUUUUGCUGUUUUUUAAACAUAUUUAAUGCGACAGAUAAUUUAAUUAUGCAAUAUGUUAUAUUUUCUACACUGGAUCAGGUUAACUUAUGUAUUUAAAGUUAAAAAAAAAAUGUGUAGGGGAAAAAAUGAAGUCUGGGGGAAAAUUUACCUGCUAAGGGGGGAAAAAUCCGAGGGGAAAGGGCCGUUUUUCGGCUGGUCCCAAAGAAGGAAAAAAAGCCCUGCAGGUGCAGAGAUUUUGAAAUGACUUGCCUCAAAUGCAAUCCAUCAGAAGACCAAAAGUAGGGCAUAAACCUUAAAGGUCAAGGUCAUACUGAACUUUUCCAUAAGAAGUCUUUUUGGUACUGUUACUUUUUCAUUUAUCACGCUAUUUUCAGUUAACUUUCCAUGAUUACAAUCAUGAGGGGUUGGUGUGUAAUAACUACUUCAAAGGUCAGGUCACACUCAAAAGUAAAGUCAAAUUUUGCCAUCAUAAUGCUUGAUCAUUCUUUUCUAAGUCAUCACUUUGCCAUAUGUUAUUGGAUUUCAAAAAUAACUUGCCACAAUUGCUAUCGAUUAUGUGAUUGUUGAUUUUUUUAGAUGAAUUUUCUAAACAAUGAACUAUGAAUUGAACAUGUUUUGUAAAUUGUGAUGUAUAAUUUUUAUAUGUCAAAUAUACUCUACAUCAAAGC
This is a messenger RNA of Dreissena polymorpha, 3926 nucleotides long. RefSeq names its product chromatin assembly factor 1 subunit B-like. Gene Ontology annotation, molecular function: protein binding. Lineage: Eukaryota; Metazoa; Mollusca; Bivalvia; Myida; Dreissenidae. The transcript has 14 exons. Gene Ontology annotation, biological process: nucleosome assembly; DNA replication-dependent chromatin assembly. Gene Ontology annotation, cellular component: CAF-1 complex; nucleus. The record is from RefSeq and is a predicted model, not a curated record. The coding region runs from base 234 to 2066 and encodes 610 amino acids.